AUGGCACGCGUAUUAGAUCCCAGCUGGCUCUGGGGUUGGUUGUGGGAUUCUAUUUUCACCAUAGACGAGCCUUUUGACACCAAAUACUGCAUAAUUGCAUUCACCACUAUCUACGUUCUUUACAAGACCCUCAAGGCGAUGGGUAUCGUCCUUGUGCCCACCACAAUCUUUCUCCGCAACUGCCUUGUCAGCUUGGCCGUACUGAUCCUUUCCGUCCUCAAGUUAUUCAUUUUGGUUCUUAUUCCAAAGGUAUUUCGAUACGUAUUGGAAAGGCCCCUAGGACCGUUAUUUUCCACCAUGUGGAAUGUAUGGGAGUAUCUUGCGAUGCCAAGCAUCCUUACACACCUUGCCAUGAUCAGAUUCAGGGCUCGCCAAGCAAAAGAAAUGUUGAGGGCAUAUCUCAAUUCUACAAGAGACGAGCUAUACGAGAUCACAGGCGCUGAAUUUAGAUACCCUGACCUACCAGACGGAGACAUAACCGGCAUCCAGCCCAACGAUACUGGUGCAGAACGAUGGAUGAGACAGCUGGUCGAGGAGGACAAUAUCAGGAGACAAGCUCAAGUCCUCGACGAGCAGAAUCGGAUUGCUGAAGCAGAAAACCAGAGAAUGGGAAUCGAGAAUGAGAGGAAGAAGCUCGAGAAUGAAAGGACUGGCUUAGUCUGGGAGGGCCUUCCAAGAGGGCCAGCAAACAGCCAACACAUCCGAGAAAUGGCUCGCCUGAGACUGCUUGCUCCUCCCAGAUCUGGUGAGGCGACAUCAGCUGGAACCUUUAGAGCAAGUGACCCUGUAUCUCUGCCCCCGGUCCAUGAGCCCGCUCCAGUAACUUCAACUAUAUCGGGACCUUUAACUAUACUGGGACCUGUAACCAUACUGGGACCUGUCACUGUACUGGAAUCCUCAACUGCACCGGUACCUCCAACUACACCGGUACCUUCUCCUGCACCGGCUGGCCCUCUUGCACCGACUCCCCCAGCCCCUCCUCCUCCACCAGCUCCAGCUCCUGCUGACACAAGACCUAUUCCAAGAGGGCAAGACAUCAAAAGAGCCUGGGAAGAAGGAUGGUACAGUACCCUGGGACCGAGACGGACCGUAGUCAAGAAUGCGAGCACACAAACGGAGCCAACAGAUCUUGCUAGCCAUGGCAUGAAGAACAAGCCCUUAGAACUGGCACUCCAAACGUACGCCAGUCGGGGCGUACAGACUGACUUGGUAGACACUCCUAUCCAAGAAGAGCCCGAGCACCCAGUAGUUGUGCCAGAGCUUCCAAUCCCAGAGCCGAGUCCAGAUCCAGCUUCGUCUGAGGACACGGACACACAGACGUCUCUCGAUAAGGGGAAGGCCCUCGAGGGACCCCAGCCAAGAAUCAACGCCAACUUGGUCACUAUUCAUAGCAGCAGAGCUGAGGACGAAGUGGCGGAGCCAAAGUACUCUGCUGUAUGCUCACCUCUUCCCGCCACUAUCACAUUUCCUGACUCCCCUGGGCCUACGACUAAUGCGGAACCCGAGCCCAUACAGACUCAUGCUACCGGCCUCGACCGUCCCACCGCUAUCCACUCAUCUAUUCGAGGUUUCGUGAAGUCUACGAUACAUUCAAGACUGUCUGCUGCAGGGACUUCGAGGCGAAAUGAACGGGGGCCCAAGUCCUCUAUGGGCGGCACAAAGGCAAAGGAGUGUAAAGGCAUACAUCAGCAUUCACGACGGGGUGUUCCUAAUAAAGGUAUCACCCAAACUGAGGGUAACAAGUAUGAAGACAAGAAGGAGAAAAUGUGCGAUAUGAUCGUGGGGCUGUUGGACCGACAGCUUACUAGUUCAUUCAGAUCUCUGGAAACUCAGCAAGCCAUUGAUACCACGACCACUUCCGCCAGCGUCCCUAUUCACUCCACACCAAUCUCGAAUGACGACUCGAAACACGAUGCUCAAGGAAGCCCUGUCGUUAGACAUCCAAUUACCCCUGAGCUUCCUUUGACAAAGACUACUGAGCCUGCUACCCCAGAGAGUACAUCUGUCUCUAAUGUUUUGACUAGCGACCCCAUAAGUAUAGCCUCGGGAGCCCAAGACGGCCAAAGCGAAGUCUCUCUUCAGGCCUCCCCAGAGCCCUUUUCGAGCGUCGUAUCCGCCCAGAAUGAGCCAUCCACGGGAAACCAAUCUACUACAGUAUACCCAAGCACUAAGAGGAACCAACAGCCUUCGACUGAAGCUUUGAUUAAAGCUUGUGAAAAUGCCGAUAAAGAGACACCACUGCUCAAAGUCAAUGAAGAUGGGACAACUUUGCCCCCGACUUCGACUUCGCUCCUUUCAAACACGCUGAGCCACUCUGAAUCUGAAGAAAUAACUAUAGGGCAGCGAUCCAGUUCUCCUGGUCCUGGCUUCAUUCCCAUGCUCCGGGGAAGCGAAGACAUAGAUAAUUCGCUCGAUGAGAUAAUCGCAACGUCUGCCCAGCAUGAAUCUGACGAAUCUGGCGAAUCUGACGAAUCUGGCGAAUCUGACGAAUCUGGCGAAUCUGACGAAUCUGGCGAAUCUGGCGAAGGUAUUUAUGAAAAUAGCCUCGAUGGCUAUAAUGUUGCCGUCAACCAACAAGAGAGCUUGAACGGAGGACCAGAAACACCAGUCGCAAGAGCCAAUCCUCAGGACAGUGACGAAGAGAUGGGGAGUUCCGAGUCUGAUGCCGCCGGUGAUCGUGGUGUAGGUAUACUGGAGGAGCAGACCCUCCUAGCAUCUACAACGGACGACGCUCAAAUGACCGAUGUAUGGCGACCAAAUGAAGAGGAAAGGAAAAGAAUAGGAGAUGCAGCUCACGAAGUGUUCAGUGACCUCAUGGACCAAGAUGGAGACUCCUCGGAAGGCACAGAACCAGAAAGACAGCUGUCAACGAGUCCAACGAGAGAGAUAGCAAACGAAGAUACUGCUAUGCAGGAUAUGCAGUCGUUUGCACCGCCCGACGUUGACAUCUCGAUUCAACAACCAGAGGCCCCGAGUACCAAGAUAGGGAUGACUGACUCAGAGCAAGAAGAGGUUGCAAGGCAGCUUAUAGACGCGUAUAAGGGGACAGACAAAGACAAGUUCUACGCUCAAACUCCCACGGACAACGAUCCUCCUGAUCCAGUAAAAGAAGCCACCGCUGAACAGCUCGCUACCCGAAAGAUUGCGAAACCGAAGCCGCGAGCACAUAAGAACACUCCCGUGGUCCACUCAACCCUCGAGUCAGUGUCGCAAAGAGAACCUCAUACACAGCCAGAAACAUUACAACAAACGCCCUCCCCGGUCAAUGAAGACAGCGGAAAUGAUACAGCGAAGGCGGACUUGGCGGCUCGCUGUCUAUUAGCCCUCGCAGGUGCUGGGGGUAUUGUUGCCGGGAAUGGUGCUUCAAACCAGGCAGUUUCUCCUUCAGGCAAAGAGUCUAGUCAUAAGAAUACUGAAGCCCAACAGACUGAUUCAGAUACAUCAAACAGUCAGAAAGCUAACACUCAUGAGACUAACGCGCAGGAGUCGUCCAUCAGUGAGCCUGAACCAAACUCACGACAACCUCAAAGCGUCCCUGCAUCAAUCUUGCCAGCUGAAAGCCAGCCCUCACUUGUUCAGUCACCGCCCACUCAAGCACCGCCAGACCAACAAUCACCAGCAGCCGCAAGCACAGCCGCAGCUCAGCAAUAUACUACUACCGCCAAAACACCACCCACCGUAGCGGGCUCCAGCAAUACGCAACAACAGUCGAAUAUUUCUCCCAUGAUUUUAGGUGGACUGGUACUUCCAGGGGGCAACCCAACGCUUUGUAACCCAACAGCAACAGCCAGCCCAGCACCUAAGAAACCCGGCCCCAGCCCCAAGGAGGUUGCAGAGUUCAACAAGAAAGAACAGGCACGACUGAAGCAGCGAAGACAGAAUAAGCCACCACCCAGUGUCUUGCGGCCGCCGAGACGGCCUGGUCCAGCUCCAUCGACACCUCACAGACCGCAGAAGAGUCCAAACUCUUCCACUCAAGGGCGGUCGCCAUCACUAACGGCUACCGAUGAGUUCGAUGAGAAUAAGAAGGCUGAGAUGGAGCUGACGUUUGGUACCCAAGGUUCUCAUAAAAAGAAACAAGGCCUACAGCUUAUCGACAUCAAGGACGUCCCGGAUCAUCUCAGAGCUCAGAUACAGGAACAUGAUGCGGAAGAUGCCUAG
Fusarium tjaetaba is the source of this 4161-nucleotide messenger RNA. RefSeq lists its product as uncharacterized. The record is from RefSeq and is a predicted model, not a curated record. Lineage: Eukaryota; Fungi; Ascomycota; Sordariomycetes; Hypocreales; Nectriaceae. Bases 1 to 4161 code for a protein of 1386 amino acids. The transcript is spliced from 2 exons.